This is a messenger RNA of Echinops telfairi (small Madagascar hedgehog), 363 nucleotides long. Its product is annotated as keratin-associated protein 21-1-like. Gene Ontology annotation, biological process: hair follicle development. The transcript has a single exon. Lineage: Eukaryota; Metazoa; Chordata; Mammalia; Afrosoricida; Tenrecidae. The coding region runs from base 1 to 363 and encodes 120 amino acids. The record is from RefSeq and is a predicted model, not a curated record.
AUGUGUUCCAACUACUACGGUGGCUAUGGCUGUGGCUAUGGCUCAGGGUAUGGCUGUGGCUAUGGUUCCGGAUACGGCUGUGGCUAUGGUUCCGGCUAUGGCUGUGGCUAUGGUUCCGGAUACGGCUGUGGCUACGGUUCGGGAUAUGGCUGUGGCUACGGUUUGGGAUAUGGCGGUGGAUAUGGUUCCGGAUAUGGCUGUGGAUACGGUUCGGGCUAUGGAUGUGGAUACGGUUCCCGAUACGGCUGUGGAUACGGUUCAGGAUAUGGCUGUGGCUUUGGCUCCCUCUAUGGCUCUGGCUAUGGUUCUGGAUGCUGUAGCUACCGGCCCAUUUGCUACAGAAGAUGCUAUUCUUGCUGUUAG